This is a messenger RNA of Raphanus sativus (radish), 302 nucleotides long. RefSeq names its product protein RALF-like 17. The transcript has a single exon. The record is from RefSeq and is a predicted model, not a curated record. Bases 52 to 282 code for a protein of 76 amino acids. Lineage: Eukaryota; Viridiplantae; Streptophyta; Magnoliopsida; Brassicales; Brassicaceae.
UAACCAAAGCUUUAAAAGCAGUUUUUGAUUGACCUAUUGUAUUAUUGAUCGAUGGCUGCAUCUAGAGAAUUUAUCAUAUGUUGCCUAUUAACACUUCUCUUGUGCACUUUCUUCAUGAGAAUCGAGUCUGGUGCUGCUGACAUCACCAGAAAAGGAUGUGGCGGAGGCGACGGCAGUCUCGGGGACGAUAAUGAGCGGUGUGUGGAGGCGGUCAAAGAACAUGACGACAAUGACGUGGAUGAUGUUUUUAAAGUAAUUAACAAGCUGAGGAUAUAUGCUUGAUCAUGGUUCACCAUUUAAUU